AUGACUUACGAAAAUGGAUAUGAUCUACCCGUGUUUGGUCUUGACAAUGGCUCGUUUUAUGCGCUUCAUAUAUUGGCGAUAACAUGCAUUUUUCUGAGUUUGUGUUCUGCCCUGUUCAUUAUAAUAGCUUCCGUAAAACAACAUGGAUUGCGGACAUUCUUCACCUGGUCAAAAAGCGAGAGGGUUGUCGUCUAUCUUGCUAUGUGCGAUGCCUGUUUCAACAUCUGCCAUUCGCUUGACCAUCUUCACAUCAUUCUGACUCAAGACCACGUCAAACCAGCCUCUCUCUGCAAGUUUUACAGUGUCAACAUUGUCGAGUUCGUGUUCGCUCAAACUUUGAUGGUCAAUGCUGUAGCCAUCAACGUGUUUGUACUGAUAUAUUUUGGAAAGAACAUUGACUUUGGAAAGCGUGAUUGGCGUUUGUUGCUAUGGACGUUUGGAACUCCCUUCCUGAUCGCCAUGGUACUCUUAUUGACGGGACAACUUGGACCAUCAGGGGCAUACUGUUUUCUGGACGGCGUGACAGCCCGGAUCAGUAACAUCGUUCUAACCACAGGUUCCAUGUGCUUAAUCCUCACCACCAAUACAGUCCUCUACGCCCUCACCUGGUGCCGCAUAACAAGUGAAGCCAAGCGGCUGGAGUCAACACUAGGGGGCGCCAGUGCCUCCGUUAAGGCAUCACAUCGAGCGGCACGGAAUAUGUUUUUGUUCCUGACGGCGUUCUUCGUCCAGUGGUGGGCUCUAGCCGUAAACGGAAUAUGGUUUCUCUUCGCAGUACCACCCGUUGUGUUAUUUCAAAUCGUCACCACGUUUUCUAAUAUUGGUGGCGUCCUGAACCUGUUAGUGUACCUUGUGAUCCGACACAGGAGGAGGACGCUCGCUCCAGCGGAAACCUCUAAAGCUGCGACCAAAUCGACCAACGUUAAUAACGAUACUCCUUAA
Mizuhopecten yessoensis (Yesso scallop) is the source of this 942-nucleotide messenger RNA. RefSeq lists its product as uncharacterized. Gene Ontology annotation, cellular component: plasma membrane. Gene Ontology annotation, molecular function: G protein-coupled receptor activity. The record is from RefSeq and is a predicted model, not a curated record. Gene Ontology annotation, biological process: adenylate cyclase-activating G protein-coupled receptor signaling pathway. The transcript has 2 exons. Bases 1 to 942 code for a protein of 313 amino acids. Lineage: Eukaryota; Metazoa; Mollusca; Bivalvia; Pectinida; Pectinidae.